Suillus subaureus is the source of this 915-nucleotide messenger RNA. RefSeq lists its product as uncharacterized. Bases 1 to 915 code for a protein of 304 amino acids. The record is from RefSeq and is a predicted model, not a curated record. NCBI's taxonomy places the organism in Eukaryota, Fungi, Basidiomycota, Agaricomycetes, Boletales, Suillaceae. The transcript is spliced from 6 exons.
AUGGUUGCUGCAGAUGGCAGUUCCUCAGGCUCAGGUAAGGGGCAGAUCUAUAGUGUCAUCGCUAAGCUUGUCUUCAUGGACCACAUCAAGUAUGGUCCUGCAUACUCAGUCAAUCCAAAAAAAUUCCGCAAUGCAGUGUGCAAUCAUAUCAGGAUUCUUAGGGGUAAAUACAAAAAAAAUCCAGCUGAGGGGACUCCAGCAAAAAAUCUGCUAGGUGCCUUCUACUCUCUCAUUCGACCACAUGGUGGGGCUGGUCCUUCAAUGUACUAUGGCCCCAGUCAGCACUCAUCACACACUCCCAAUGUCUCAAACCCUCCAUCUGCCUACCAACCUGGGCCCUGCCAGCCUCCUAAUGAAAUUUGUUUGCUGGUGCCCUUCCCCAGUUGUGGGGAAGAAGUGUCAACUUCAUUCAUCACCCUCUCCUCCUCCCUCCCCUCCAAAACUGUUCAUCAUGCCAUUAAGAACUCUGGCAUCCACAUACAACAACCACUCAGUGUUUGGUGUCCAAAUGCCAUCAAGCUAUGGGGGGUGACACAAAGUGCUACAUCACUUCCACAUAGUGCCAGUGGCUUGAAGAAGAAAAAGGCCAAGUUGAAUGUGUUGCAGCAGGUGGAGCAGGACAGACAUCAACCCUACAUCAUCAAGCUCAAAGCCAAAAGUGAGCACAAUUGUGACAUAAAGAAAUAUGACUGGCUUCGCACUACCCAGGAGCAUAAAGUCUCCCAAGCCAUGGUCAGCUAUCAGCACCUGCAAGAGGCCAAAGAUACCCAGAUUUGGCUUCAUGAGACAGAUAUUCAGGUCCACCAAGCACAUUCCUUGGUGCUUGACAAGGAAGCAGAAAUCCUCUGCCUCAAGAUCCAGUUCCACCAAAUGAUGCAGGCCUCCAAGGCCACAUCAGAUGGAAAAACUGGAUGA